This is a messenger RNA of Malania oleifera, 6793 nucleotides long. Its product is annotated as endoribonuclease Dicer homolog 1. Gene Ontology annotation, biological process: rRNA processing; siRNA processing. NCBI's taxonomy places the organism in Eukaryota, Viridiplantae, Streptophyta, Magnoliopsida, Santalales, Ximeniaceae. The record is from RefSeq and is a predicted model, not a curated record. Gene Ontology annotation, molecular function: ATP binding; RNA binding; ribonuclease III activity. Gene Ontology annotation, cellular component: cytoplasm; nucleus. The transcript has 21 exons. Bases 419 to 6361 code for a protein of 1980 amino acids.
UUCUGAUUCUGCUGACUGGUAAAAGUAGCGUAGCGUCACUCCACCCACGCUGCUUUACCCUCUCUUCUGAGCGUCGCUCUCUUUCUCUCUCUACGCUUCCUCUCCCUCUCUCGCGCACAGAGACACAGAGUGGGGCUGCGGGAUCUCCGCAGAGAUAGACAGUGAGAAAGGGAAAGAGAUAGAGAGGGAGAGGGAUAGAGGGGGUGAAGCGCACCCUUUGUCCAAACUCUGAAGAAGAGUCUUUGAUGGAUGGAAAUGGUUUGGAAGUGAGAGCAGAAGGCGGUGUUGCGAAGAAGACAGCAGAAUGGCGUUGAUAGACCGUGGAAUCUUGGAAUCACACAAUUUUGUUCUCUGCUAACUAUUUGCGUGCUUCGUACGGUCUAUCCACGCUAAUCUGCGUUGUUAAGUGUAGCAAACUAUGAUGGGUGAUGGGACUAGGGUUUCAGUGACUGAAUCCAAUCACUCAGUUCCGGAGGACUUCGUGAGACCCUCAUACUGGCUAGAUGCCUGUGAGGACAUCCCCUGCGAUUUUGAUUUUGAUACCCCCACGUUUGUGCCGGAUUCGCACGAUGGUAGCUGUGGUCAGGGUGAUGCCGUUGAUCCCUGUUUCUUUGGAGGAAUCGACCGCAUUCUUGACAGUAUAAAAAAUGGAACGGGCCUUCCUCCCAGUGGUAUUGAUGACUCCUCCACUAGGGAACCCUGGUUAGGGAAUCAAAAACAAAAUGGGGUUUCCCAGGCCUGCAAAAUGCAAGUUGAAGAGUUGGUUACUGAAGGCGGAGCUGAAUCUAAUGGCGCUGCGAAAGAUAAGAAUUUUUGGAAGAAUUCACAGGAAGAUAGUGGUGGUGUUGUUAAUGGGAACAUACUGUUGGAUGGUAAAGCAGAACAGAAGGUGUUGCAUCCUCCCAAGCAAAAUGGAAGUAGGGAGAUCCGGAGGGAUCGAGAUUUUGACAGCAAUGAGGAGAGAGGCAGCAAAAGGGCUAGACUUUGCAGCUAUAAAAAUGAGAGGCAUUUUUUGAAUAGAGGGCAGUUCUACCCGAGGGAGAGAGGUUCUAUUAGUAGAAAGAGGCUGCAUGAAUGGGAGGAGAGUGAUAAGAGGGACAGAGAUCAUAAUAGGAGGAGAGAACAUUACAAUAGCACUAGGAGAGAUAGGAGAGAUGGCAGGGAUAGGGACUGGAGGGAAAGAGAGGGAGCAAGGGGUUAUUGGCAGAGGGAUCCUUUGGGAUCAAAAGAAUUAGUUUUUCACUUAGGUUCAUAUGAAGCUGAUCGUGGCAGAGAGGGGAAGGCACCUCCUGAAAAAAGCCAGGAAUGCAAAUUAUGCAAUGGAAGGCCGGAGAAGAAACCGGAGGAGCGUAAGGAGAAAUUGCUGGAGGAGCAAGCCCGCCAGUAUCAGUUAGAUGUUCUUGAACAGGCUAAGAAGAAAAAUACAAUAGCCUUUCUUGAAACAGGAGCAGGGAAGACGCUUAUUGCUGUCCUCCUCAUAAGAAGUGUUUUCAAUGAUCUGCAAAUGCAAAACAAGAAAUUGCUCGCUGUAUUUUUGGUGCCUAAGGUUCCUCUUGUUUAUCAGCAAGCAGAAGUUAUUCGUGAGCAAACUGGUUAUCAAGUAGGCCAUUACUGUGGUGAAAUGGGGCAAGAUUUCUGGGAUGCUCGGAGGUGGCAGCGUGAGUUUGAAACAAGACAGGUUUUAGUAAUGACAGCUCAAAUACUGUUAAACAUUCUGAGGCACAGCAUAAUAAAAAUGGAAGCUAUCAAUCUUCUUAUUCUAGAUGAGUGUCAUCAUGCUGUGAAGAAGCACCCAUAUUCAUUAGUGAUGUCUGAGUUUUAUCAUACUACUCCAAAGGAGAAGAGACCAUCGGUUUUUGGAAUGACUGCUUCUCCUGUUAAUUUAAAGGGUGUUUCCAGUCAGGUGGAUUGUGCAAUAAAGAUUCGUAAUCUUGAAAGUAAACUUGAUUCUGUUGUUUGUACAAUAAAAGAUCGUAAGGAGCUGGAAAAACAUGUACCAAUGCCCUCUGAGAUUGUGGUGGAGUAUGACAAAGCAGCCAGCUUCUGGUCCUUCCACGAACAAAUAAAACAAAUGGAAACAGCAGUGGAAGAAGCUGCACAGUCAAGUUCUAGGAGAAGUAAAUGGCAGUUUAUGGGAGCUAGAGAUGCUGGGGCCAAGGAAGAGCUACGCCAAAUUUAUGGUGUCUCUGAAAGAACAGAAAGUGAUGGGGCUGCUAAUUUAAUACAAAAAUUGAGAGCUAUUAACUAUGCGCUUGGUGAACUGGGACAGUGGUGUGCUUACAAGGUAGCACAGUCUUUUUUGACAGCUUUACAAAAUGAUGAAAGGGCAAACUACCAGCUUGAUGUCAAGUUUCAAGAGUCUUACUUGAAUAAAGUUGUCUCUCUCUUACAAUGCCAAUUAUCAGAAGGAGCUGUUUCUGAGGACAGUAAAAGUGUGAACAUAGAUAGUGGUGCUGCUCAAGGUGGAUGUGACUUUGAUGAGAUUGAGGAGGGAGAGCUUCCUGAUAGUCAUGUUGUCUCUGGUGGUGAGCAUGUGGAUGUGAUAAUUGGAGCAGCUGUAGCUGAUGGAAAAGUGACCCCAAAGGUGCAGUCACUGAUUAAAAUACUUCUCAAAUAUCAGCACACUGAUGAUUUCCGUGCGAUAAUCUUUGUUGAGCGAGUGGUGGCUGCCUUAGUUCUUCCCAAGGUUUUUGUGGAGCUUCCAUCUCUAAGUUUUAUUAAGAGUGCAAGCUUGAUUGGGCACAACAACAGUCAGGAAAUGCGGACAUCCCAAAUGCAGGACACAAUUGCCAAAUUUCGAGAUGGUCGUGUGACAUUGUUAGUUGCCACUAGUGUUGCUGAGGAAGGGCUUGAUAUUCGGCAAUGCAAUGUUGUCAUUCGCUUUGACCUUGCAAAGACGGUCUUGGCAUACAUUCAGUCUAGAGGUCGUGCCAGAAAGCCUGGAUCAGAUUAUAUCUUGAUGGUUGAGAGGGGAAACUUGUCACAUGGAGCAUUUCUACGGAAUGCUAGGAACAGUGAGGAGACUUUGAGGAGAGAAGCAAUUGAGAGAACUGAUAUCAGUCAUCUUAAGGGGAAUUCAAGGUUAAUUUCUGCGGACACAACACCAGGUACAGUGUACCAGGUUGAGUCAACUGGUGCUAUUGUGAGCUUAAAUUCUGCUGUGGGACUCGUCCAUUUCUACUGCUCUCAGCUACCCAGUGACAGGUAUUCCAUACUUCGUCCUGAGUUUAUUAUGGAACGGCAUGAGAAGCCCGGAGGUCCUACUGAAUAUUCAUGCAAGCUUCAACUCCCCUGUAAUGCACCAUUUGAAAAACUAGAGGGUCCUGUUUGCAGUUCAAUGCGCCUGGCACAACAGGCUGUUUGUUUGGCUGCUUGCAAGAAACUCCAUGAAAUGGGAGCAUUCACAGACAUGCUCUUGCCAGAUAAGGGCAGCGGGGAAGAAGGAGAAAAGAUUGACCAAAAUGAUGAAGGUGACCCACUUCCUGGGACUGCUAGGCAUAGAGAGUUCUAUCCUGAAGGUGUAGCUAAUGUUCUACAGGGAGAUUGGAUUUUAUCUGGAAAAGAUGGUUAUAGUGACUGCAAACUGUUUCAUCUGUAUGUGUAUGCUGUAAAAUGCAUAAAUGUUGGCUCCUCAAAGGAUUCCUUUUUAACUCAAGUUUCAGAUUUUGCUGUACUUUUUGGCAAGGAGCUGGAUGCAGAGGUGUUAUCGAUGUCGAUGGAUCUUUUUAUCGCUCGCACCAUGAUAACAAAGGCAUCUCUUGUCUUCAGGGGAUUGAUUGAUAUUACAGAUAAUCAGCUGACAUCCCUUAAGAGUUUUCAUGUAAGGCUGAUGAGCAUAGUGCUGGAUGUGGAUGUUGAGCCUUCUUCUACUCCUUGGGAUCCUGCAAAGGCAUAUUUGUUUGUUCCUGUGGUUGGCGAUAAGUCUGUAGAUCCUAUAAAUGAAAUUGACUGGGAUCUGGUUGAAAAAAUAAUUGGGAUGGAUGCGUGGAGCAACCCCCUCCAGAAAGCCAGACCAGAUGUUUACCUUGGCACAAAUGAACGGACACUGGGUGGAGACAGGAGGGAGUAUGGCUUUGGGAAACUGCGUCACGGCAUGGCAUUUGGCCAGAAAUCUCAUCCCACCUAUGGCAUUAGAGGAGCUGUGGCAGAGUUUGAUGUUGUGGAGGCUUCUGGAUUGGUUCCUACUCGCAAUGUCAUUGAAAUAUCAAAACAAGUGGAUUUGACCAGAGGCAAACUGAUGAUGGCUGAUUCUUGCGUCAGUGCAGAUGAUCUCGUUGGUAGAAUUGUAACAGCUGCUCACUCUGGGAAGAGGUUUUAUGUGGAUUCUGUGCGCUAUGAUAUGACUGCAGAGAACUCAUUCCCAAGGAAGGAAGGCUAUCUUGGUCCUCUGGAAUACAGCUCGUAUGCUGAUUACUACAGGCAAAAGUAUGGAGUGGAAUUGAUCCACAAACAACAACCUUUAAUAAGAGGACGUGGUGUUUCGUAUUGCAAGAAUCUCCUAUCCCCUCGAUUUGAACAUUCGGGAGCACAUGAAGGUGAAUUCGAAGAGACUCUUGACAAAACAUAUUACGUGUUCCUCCCUCCUGAGCUGUGUGUUAUACACCCACUUCCUGGAGCACUUGUUCGAGGUGCCCAGAGAUUGCCUUCAAUAAUGCGAAGGGUUGAAAGCAUGCUGCUUGCAGUUCAGCUCAAGGAUAUAAUUAAUUAUCCUGUCCUCGCUUCAAAGAUCUUGGAAGCCUUAACUGCUGCUUCUUGCCAGGAGACAUUCUGUUAUGAAAGAGCAGAACUUCUUGGCGAUGCCUACCUAAAAUGGAUUGUUAGUCGAUUUCUUUUUCUUAAAUAUCCCCAGAAACAUGAGGGUCAGCUCACUAGGAUGAGACAACAAAUGGUUAGCAACAUUGCUUUAUAUCAGUAUGCAUUGAGCAAAGGACUUCAGUCGUAUAUCCAGGCAGAUCGCUUUGCUCCAUCUAGAUGGGCUGCUCCCGGGGUGCUUCCAGUUUUUGAUGAAGAUACCAAGGAAGCAGAAUCAUCUUUAUUUGAUGAAGAGAGGCCCGCCACCGAGACUGGAACGGGAGCUGAUUGCCAUGGUGAUGGAUAUGAAGAUGACAAAAUGGAAGAUGGUGAGCUCGAGAGCGAUUUGAGUUCUUAUAGGGUUCUGUCUAGCAAGACACUAGCAGAUGUUGUUGAAGCUUUAAUUGGUGUUUAUUAUGUCGAAGGUGGGAAGAAGGCUGCAAAUCACCUCAUGAAUUGGAUUGGGUUUCAAAUAGAGUUUGAUCCUGAAGCAAUAUGCACAACCAGGCGAUCCACUAUUCCAGAGAGUAUACUCAAGAGUGUCAAUUUUGAUGUUUUGGAAGUUGCCUUGAAUAUUAAGUUUAACGAUAGGGGCCUGUUAGUAGAAGCUCUUACUCAUGCUUCGCGACCAUCUUCUGGAGUUUCUUGUUACCAAAGAUUGGAGUUUGUUGGUGAUGCUGUCUUGGAUCAUCUCAUUACAAGGCACUUAUUCUUCACAUACACAGAUUUGCCUCCAGGCCGUUUGACUGAUUUGCGAGCUGCUGCUGUCAACAAUGAGAACUUUGCACGAGUUGCAGUUAAACAUAAGCUCCAUCUGCACCUUCGGCAUGGGUCGAGUGCCCUUGAAAAGCAGAUUCGAGAGUUUGUAAAGGAGGUUCAAAAUGAAUUGUCAAAACCAGGGUUCAACUCCUUUGGUUUGGGAGAUUGCAAGGCUCCAAAGGUUCUUGGUGAUAUUGUUGAGUCUAUCGCUGGUGCCAUAUUCCUUGACAGUGGACGUAAUACUGCAGUUGUCUGGAGGGUGUUCCAACCAUUGUUCGAUCCAAUGGUUACUCCAGAAACACUUCCAAUGCAUCCUGUAAGGGAGCUGCAGGAACGUUGCCAGCAACAGGCUGAAGGCUUGGAAUAUAAAGCCACUCGGAGUGGCAAUUUAGCUACUGUUGAAGUAUUUAUUGAUGGUGUCCAGAUUGGGGUUGCUCAGAAUCAACAGAAGAAGAUGGCACAGAAACUGGCUGCCAGGAAUGCACUUGCUGUUUUGAAAGACAAGGAAACAGCUGAAGCUAAAAAUCAGGGUGAUGAGAACGGGAAGAAGAAAAAGAAUGGCUGCCAAACAUUUACCAGGCAAACCUUGAAUGACAUCUGCUUGCGAAGAAAUUGGCCGAUGCCAUUCUACCGGUGCAUUAAUGAGGGUGGCCCCGCUCAUGCAAAGAGGUUUACAUUUGCUGUUCGUGUAAAUACUACGGAUAGGGGAUGGACCGAUGAGUGCGUUGGUGAGCCUAUGCCUAGCGUCAAAAAGGCCAAGGAUUCUGCCGCACUUCUUCUCUUGGAACUUCUAAAUAAACUGUAUGCAUGACUGCAAUCAAGAGGAUUGGUGGUGGCAGCCCUUUCUUGCUGUUGCGAUUAUCAUAUUGAUGAAUACUCCUCAUAUUUGGUAUACAAGGUAUUGGGCGCGCGCAAGCCCUUCGUGUUGCAUCUCUCUGUUUUUAUUGUGAGCUAUGCACGUAAAAUAUUAUCUCAGAUAAGGUCAAGAGAAUCAUAUUCUGACAUACUUCAGGUUAGGAAGAUCUGAUUAUGUGGCCUGAGCAGCAAAAUAUUUUUGUGGUUGCUUAACCGUGCAUUUGGCUGAACACAGAGACUUUCAAGUUGUAUGUUGUUUAAUUCAACUUGUUUUACUUUUUCACGCCUCUUGGUCAUUGAUCUUUUAUAUUUCCAAUGGCUAGAAACGAUCCCUGCACCCAUUUUGAACUAGUACACAGAUUCUUUAAUGGUUACUUUUUCUAAGACA